AUGACGAGUCACAUCUGCAUUCUGGCAACGUACAGCGCAGCUACAAAAAGCACUGGGGGAUUGAAACUGAAUCUGCAUCAUUCAGAACCUCAUUCAGCAACUCCCACUCCUGAACCAAAUACCGACCGGUCUUCCAAUUCGGCUAUUGCAACAUCUGAAGCCUCAAGCAAUCAACAACGCACAAUCCGGUCCAAUACAAUCGACAUGUUCCCCACCAUCCUUGGACUCUUGAAGGUGUUCAAAUUCAUCACUAAGGAGCUUGCAAAUGUACGUGCUUCAAUCUUUAUUUUGUGCCUGGCUGACCUUCGUGCAGAGCUCCAUCCGUAUGCAAAGGUGGCAUUAUGUGUCUUCACUUGGGCGUCAAAGAUGAUUCUCGAUCAGAGAGACCACGGUGACACUGUUUCCCAUAUAGUCUCAAAGGUCGCGCCGAUUUCAUCGUCCAUUAGUCAGACACGAAGAGUUUCUGCAAAAGACUUGACAAGAAUGUCGCCAACGAAUCAGAUACUGCGAUUUAGAGCUGGGGAUAUGGGUAUGGGUUGGUGUCUGCGCACCACUGCUGAUGGGAUUUCACAAGUAUACGAGUCUGUUACAAUCUAUAUAGCUGUGCCUGUAUCGAUAUCUAGCACUGCAGCUGACCAGUGGGCACGAGUAUAA
This is a messenger RNA of Suillus bovinus, 654 nucleotides long. RefSeq lists its product as uncharacterized. NCBI's taxonomy places the organism in Eukaryota, Fungi, Basidiomycota, Agaricomycetes, Boletales, Suillaceae. The record is from RefSeq and is a predicted model, not a curated record. The transcript has 5 exons. Bases 1 to 654 code for a protein of 217 amino acids.